UUAAAAAAGAGAGAAACAUGAAAAUAGCAAUAGAAGGAUGCGCGCACGGUGAACUGGAGCGCAUAUACGACACCAUAGCAUGCAUCGAGAAGGAGAGCAAUACAAAGAUCGAUCUCCUGCUAUGCUGCGGUGACUUUCAAUCCACGCGCAAUCUGGAGGAUCUGCAAACGAUGGCUGUGCCGAAGAAGUACCUGGAUAUAUGUACCUUUUACAAAUAUUACAGCGGGGAGUGCGUGGCCCCUGUGCUGACUAUUUUCAUUGGCGGCAACCACGAGGCCUCGAACUACCUGCAAGAGCUUCCAUACGGCGGAUGGGUGGCCCCAAAUAUAUAUUAUCUGGGCUAUGCUGGAGUGGUAAAUGUGAACGGCGUUCGUAUUGCAGGCAUCAGUGGCAUCUACAAGGGACACGACUUCCUGCGUGGCCAUCACGAAUUCCCGCCCUACACGGAAUCCACAUGUCGCAGUGUCUAUCACGUGCGGCAGUUGGAGGUGUUCCGCCUGAAGCAGCUAUCUGGUAAGAUAGACAUAUUCUUGUCGCACGAUUGGCCCACCGGCAUCUAUGAAUACGGCAACAAGGCCCAGCUGCUCAGGAAGAAACCCUAUUUUGCGGCUGACAUGGAAAGCGGGCAACUAGGCAGUCGACCGCUGGAGGAGCUGCUGAAGGCAAUACAGCCCUCUUACUGGUUUGCCGCACAUUUGCAUUGUAAAUUUGCCGCCCUCGUGCCACACCAAAACGCAACCAAAGCCCCAACCAAAAUGGGAGACGGCUCUUCAAGCAGCAGCAGCAGCAGCAGUAGUGAGAGCGACGAUGAGGAGAGCACAUCUAGGCUGCCACCCAAACCAGUGGCUGUCACAAAGUUUCUCGCUCUGGACAAAUGCCUGCCUCGACGAGCAUUUCUCCAAGUGCUGGACAUACCCAGUGAAGCGAUUGAAGGUAAUCCCACGUUUGAAUACGAUGCCGAAUGGCUUGUUAUUCUGCAAAGCACCAAUCAUCUUAUCUCGGUGAAGGAGAACUACUACUACCUGCCGGGCAAGAAGGCUGGCGCCAUCGCAGAGCGCUUCAAUUUCACACCCACCGAGGAGGAACUGGAUUCGUUGAUCACCAAAUUCCAGAGCCUCAAGAUCCCGGAGAACUUUCAGCGAACGGUGCCUGCCUUUGAUCCGCAGGAGCAGUCCAACUAUAAGCAUAUGGUCGUGGGUCAACCCACGGCCCAUCUAAAUCCCCAGAGCAAUACAUUCUGUUCUGUCUUGGGUGUAGAUGAUCCACUCUGUCUGGCGUUGCUGGCCAAUGGCAAGGAUCUGCCAGCAGUUGCGGUUGAAAGCAUAGACCCGAAGGCAGAGGAAACCAUUGUUCACGUUCAGAAUCAAUGUCAGGAUCAAGAACCCAUCGAAGGGAGCUCCUCCCCUCCUCCUGAACCACUUGUGACCCCUUCGAAAAGAAAACUUAAUUUUUUCUUGCCGGCGCCUACAGUUACAGCUGAUGCUACCGCAGCAGAAAAAGAUGACAGCGUGAUAGAUCUGCCUGAGGAAGAUGAGGAUCCAAAGACAGCAGAGACAGCCGAGUCGGAGGCAGUGGACAAUCCAAAAGUCAAGGCAGUCCCGCCAGCUCCCAGUAGUCCACCCAGCGUCAAGAAACUAAAGCGUAGGAACCAGAACAUUUAUCAAGCCGAAGACGAUGACUAAAUACUAACCAUUCUGCUUGACUGAGAAUAAAAUAACAUAUUCCAUGAUUCCGGAAUGAAUUUAA
Messenger RNA from Drosophila persimilis, 1746 nucleotides. It is a transcript of the gene ldbr, whose product is annotated as lariat debranching enzyme. Lineage: Eukaryota; Metazoa; Arthropoda; Insecta; Diptera; Drosophilidae. Gene Ontology annotation, cellular component: nucleus. Gene Ontology annotation, biological process: mRNA splicing, via spliceosome. The transcript has 2 exons. The record is from RefSeq and is a predicted model, not a curated record. Gene Ontology annotation, molecular function: RNA lariat debranching enzyme activity. The coding region runs from base 18 to 1682 and encodes 554 amino acids.